AUGAUACAAGAAUCUCAGAGCUCUGUAAAAGAUGAAGAUUUCAAUAUUGAUUUCUUGGAAGGUGACAUUUUCUUGAGUAUUGGGAACAAUAGCGAAAGUCUCAAGAAGAAGGUGUUAUUUCUGAUUUCUUCAAUGGAGUGCUUUCUUAGAAUCGACAUCUAUCAAUCUGCAUAUCCAAUGGUUAAGUUGGCAGAAAUUUUGGGGUCAGUCUCCUUCUACAAGAAAGCAAUGAAGAUUGCAUCAGCAGGAUUACAGAAAAUUUCUUUGAUUUCUGAAGGAUUGGAGGAGAAUGGGUUUCAUUAUGAGGAGCGUAAGAAACUGGAACUGUUGAUCCAAGAGUCAAGGACCAUCGUUGAUUCCAAGACUCGCCUUCCUUGUCCUGUAAGCAAUUGUGAAGAAGAAGUAGGAGUAAUCAGGACAAGAUUUUAUGAUCUCCUUGAAUCACUGAAGGAGUCUUGGAAGGAGUCGAACGCAGACAUCAAAAGGAGUUUCAUGAGAGUAAGCACUCAAGAAUUUAGAGUUUAUGUGAAGAUCCGAUUUGGUGAAGAAGGAGAAGAUGCUUUGGAGCAAGUUCUUACUCACGCAAAGAAAAACGAAAGGUGGAAGUUCUGGCUAUGUAGAAGUUGUCCGAAGAAGUUCUCUACUUCCGAAGAAUGUUCGAGUCAUCUUGUUCAAGAACAUGGUGCAGAAUUUAAACCGUCUUCGAGAAAUGAUUUGGCCCAGAGGGUAAGUGACAUCUGGGCUGGCAAGGUAUCGGUUGGAGUUUGGAAACCAGUGGAUGCAGAAGCUGCGGUUCAAAUGAUCAAGACAGAUGCGAAAGUGUUCAAAUACCAAGAUGGAUGGUGCAAAGAGUGGCCUUUAGCUGAAGAUGAAGAGCGCAGUAGAGUACUCAAUGGAAUCCGAUCGCUCCUUGUUUCGUUUUGUGACCAGAAAAUCCUCUCAGAACGCAUACGAGACAGGAUGAUGCAUGCUGUGGCCAAGAGACUCGAUGAUCUUGACGUUUCCAAACAAACUCUUACCGAUUGUCGCCUUUUGGAAACACCUAACAGUAUCUGUUUUCUGAAAUGUGAUGAACUCAGUCAAAUCUUCGACUUGCUAAGUGGCGUCAAGUGUAAGAGGCACGAUGGCAUAGAUUUAGUCUGCAGCGCGGUGGACAGUUUCUGUGGAGGUACACGAGUGAGAGAAAAGAUUGAUUUUGACUUGAAGUUUUCAUAUAUGCUUCUGGAUAAAAGGCUUUUACAAGGGAAUCUUGAUGGGCGUUCCAAUGAUGAAGGGAAAAUCAGUUUUACUUCUGAUCCCAGUGUUCACUGUGCCAAAGCUCGUCCUGGUGGAGAUGCUUUCUUGUCCUGGUUAGCCGAUAACUCUUCAGGAGGAGAUGAGAGAUUUCAGUUUCCCAGAAAUAUCAAGGCACACAAUCUGGAUAUUUGGAAGGCUGCUCUGAGAGCCAUUCAGUUCACGUGUAGAACUUUGGGAACCAAAUAUGCAAAGAAAAUGCAGUUACUUGGUUAUGGUGCAGCCCUUAAUGACGCCAAGGAGUUGUGUAUUAGAAGCAAUCUUCAGGAAGGUGAACAGAAAUCUCUCCUACGCCGUAGAUGUGAAGAGAGUGACGCUGGAAAUUUGUUCUUGUGUGCAGUAGAAGAUGUUCUCAGAGGAGCAAAGCGUCCUACAUUUGAUUUAGCAAAGCGUUCUACCACACAUGAUGAUAGUGACAAGUCAGUGAUGAACUCCAUACAACUUCUGGAAUCAGAGGUCAACAAGAAGGUUACUCAAAUGGAUUCAAAGAUUUUGGUGAUUGAGAAGUCAAGGAUUGAUUUGCUCAAGGACCUCACCAGACUUUGUGUUUUUGACUACAGAUGGUUUAUACAUCCACCACUUAAAGAAUAUGUGCUUGGUCAGAUGGCAAAUAGGUUUAUUAGACAUCCAUAA
Messenger RNA from Eutrema salsugineum, 1926 nucleotides. RefSeq lists its product as uncharacterized. Lineage: Eukaryota; Viridiplantae; Streptophyta; Magnoliopsida; Brassicales; Brassicaceae. The record is from RefSeq and is a predicted model, not a curated record. Bases 1 to 1926 code for a protein of 641 amino acids. The transcript is spliced from 2 exons.